AUGGAAGAAGCACAGGAAGAAUGCCGACGUCUUGAUCGUGCGAUCUUAGAGGCCCAGAAGAAUUUGGCGGCACCGCCUACGUCACUUCAAGCGACGCAGGACGUGAAUGUUCUGCGUCAGCAGCUUACCCAAUGCGUAGAGCAGCAUCGCAUACUGCUACAGGAACUAGAACAGGAACUUCGAGUGGCCAAGAGCACGGCUGAAGAUCAGCAAACCUUGUGCCAGGAACUGCAUGAAAUAGAGCAGGCAUGGCAGGCACAGCCAGAGAUCCCUACGUCGUCCCACUCGGAGAAGGCGCUGCUAAAAGUUCUUGUGUCUCUCACAGAGCAUGCCUUCGCGGAUCCCGAGCUAUGUGUACAGCUGCGGCUGUUGCUCGAGUGGCUUUUAAAUGCGCUAUGGGAGCAGCCCGACGAUCCCUAUGUACGGACCAAAGGUCUGGAUCCUAGCGUCCUGGCCUUUGUACAGCAGGCGCAACUUAUUGAGCACCAUCCUUCACAGGCAGGGCUGGUUCGCCUGGUGGCCUUUCACGAACCGAUGCCGGACCCGCAAACGCUGCGGCCCACGUUGUAUAAAUAG
Messenger RNA from Malassezia pachydermatis, 576 nucleotides. RefSeq names its product centromere protein k. The coding region runs from base 1 to 576 and encodes 191 amino acids. NCBI's taxonomy places the organism in Eukaryota, Fungi, Basidiomycota, Malasseziomycetes, Malasseziales, Malasseziaceae. The transcript is spliced from 5 exons. The record is from RefSeq and is a predicted model, not a curated record.